AUGAGAUUGAGUAUUCUUCUCCUAGUCCCAGCGAGCUGCGUCGCCACCCGUGUGUCCAGCUUUGCUGGGUCGACUUCAACCGCCGUCUUCCCGCCUCCCGCUGCUGGCACGGCAAGCCCAAACGACCCUGAUUUCCCUGACGCGUCCCACGUUGGAAAUGCAGGCGCAACGCCCACGGGAGAUGAGGCAAAUGUCAUCGCCACAGCUCGUGUCGCCCCGAAGGUCAAAACAUACGGUCCUUUGGUCAAGCCGCGUCCUCUGAACAAAGGCCAGGGGUCCUUCGACGUAUUGCAACAUCUAGGAAAUCUUUCGCCUUUCCGAUCCGUCGAUUCCUUUGGCUUGCCUGAUAGCGACGAACUUAUCCCGGACGGGUGCAAGCUCAAUCAAGUUCACCUCCUACAUCGCCAUGGCGCACGGUAUCCCAAUGGCCAAAGUGAAGGGACUCCUGCGGCAUUCGCGUCCACCCUGCAUGCAGCUGCUAGCAAGGGAAAAUUAAAAGUAUCCUCACGUCUGCGCUUUUUGCAAGACUGGACAUUUAAGCUCGGCGCAGACGGUCUGACGCCCUUUGGACGCCAAGAGAUGUUGGAUCUGGGUGUUGCUUUUCGUGUAAAAUAUGGUGAACUGCUUAAAGGAUUCGAUAAACUCCCCGUAUUCAGAACUACUUCCCAAGCCCGGAUGGUUGAUUCUGCCUUGAACUUCGCGGUUGGGUUCUUUGGCGUCCAGAACUACUUGCAAGACUACCACCAAUUAAUCAUGAUUGAAGCCUCUGGUUUCAAUAAUACUCUCGCGUCUGGCGCUGUUUGUCCGAAUGCAAAUAAUGCAAUAGGGAAUUUCGGACGAGUGCAAAACGCGAAAUGGGCAAAUGUGUAUCUGCAACCAGCGCUGAAGCGUCUCAGCCAGUCCAUCCAGGGGUUGGAUCUGACUAUCUCUGAUCUGGUCGGGAUGCAGAUGACCUGUGCUUAUGAGACAGUAGCCCUAGGCUACUCCUCAUUCUGCCGUAUAUUUAAUGAAAAGGAAUGGGAAGGCUUUGCCUAUUGGAACGAUCUCUUGUUUUGGUACAGCUUCGGACCAGGAAAUCCCUCCGUCGCAGCUCAAGGUGUGGGAUAUGUACAAGAGCUACUCUCCCGCCUUAGUCGUACCCCAAUAUCGACAUUCAACUCGAGUACAAAUUCUACGCUCGCAAACGACAUCAGCUUCCCUCUGGACCAACCUAUGUACGUCGAUGCCACGCACGAUUCGGUCAUGACUGCGAUCUUCACCACGAUGAACUUUACAUCCUUCUCGAGAAAUGGACCGCUACCUGUAGAUCGGAUUCCGAAAGACCAAACCUACUUUGUUCAAAAACUGGCGCCUUUUGCGUCCAAUCUCGUUGGCCAAGUGCUAUCCUGCAACACGGAUUCCGCUGAAUCGACGCACAUACGCUGGAUUCUCAAUGACGCCGUCGUCCCCCUAACAGGAAUCCAGGGGUGUCGUACGAAUAAAGAUGGCCUUUGCCCACUCCCGGCUUUCAUCAGCGGCCUGCAACAAAGGCUGGCCGAAAUUGACUACGAGUUCGACUGCUUCGCGAAUUACACCAUACCUGAUCCAGACUUGAUCACGGAUGGAAGGUUCCCUCCGGCUCUCCGAAAGAACGUUUAG
This is a messenger RNA of Pleurotus ostreatus (oyster mushroom), 1638 nucleotides long. RefSeq lists its product as uncharacterized. The coding region runs from base 1 to 1638 and encodes 545 amino acids. The transcript has 10 exons. NCBI's taxonomy places the organism in Eukaryota, Fungi, Basidiomycota, Agaricomycetes, Agaricales, Pleurotaceae. The record is from RefSeq and is a predicted model, not a curated record. Gene Ontology annotation, molecular function: acid phosphatase activity.